This is a messenger RNA of Balaenoptera acutorostrata (minke whale), 2054 nucleotides long. RefSeq names its product phospholipid phosphatase 7 (inactive) (gene PLPP7). Gene Ontology annotation, cellular component: nuclear envelope. Gene Ontology annotation, molecular function: sphingosine-1-phosphate phosphatase activity. Bases 291 to 1106 code for a protein of 271 amino acids. Lineage: Eukaryota; Metazoa; Chordata; Mammalia; Artiodactyla; Balaenopteridae. The record is from RefSeq and is a predicted model, not a curated record. The transcript is spliced from 2 exons.
AAGAUUUAAAUAGCCCAGGCCCGAGGCAGCCAGGCUGCAGCUGUGGCCGUGUCCACCUCCUGGGUGGCUCCGCUGGCGCUGGCCCGCACUGGGGGGCUCGAUUGGCUGCCCAGCUGGCACUGACGUUCCCUGGGAGCCUGGUGGCAGCCGGAGGUAAACAGCCAUGUGCAGUCCCGCACUCUAUAUUUAACAGCUGCCGCAGAGCAGGAGGGGAGGCCGGGAGCAGGGGAGGCUCCAGGCUUCCGUCUUUGGAGAGAAGGGCCUCACAGCCAGGCUGGGUGACUGUCACCAUGCCUGGCGCCCAGAGCCGGGCCCGGGCCCGGGACCGCAACAACGUCCUCAACCGGGCCGAGUUCCUGUCGCUGAACCAGCCCCCCAAGGGGGCGCCGGAGCCCCGCAGCGCGGGCAGGAAGGCCUCGGGCGCCUCGGCACAGCCCUCGUGCCCUGGCGAUGGGGCCCGCGAGCGGCGCCAGUCUCAGCAGCUGCCCGAGGAGGACUGCAUGCAGCUGAACCCCUCCUUCAAGGGCAUCGCCUUCAACUCCCUGCUGGCCAUUGACAUCUGCAUGUCCAAGCGCCUGGGGGUGUGCGCCGGCCGGGCUGCGUCCUGGGCCAGCGCCCGCUCCAUGGUCAAGCUCAUUGGCAUCACGGGCCACGGCAUCCCCUGGAUCGGGGGUACCAUCCUCUGCCUGGUGAAGAGCAGCACGCUGGCCGGCCAGGAGGUGCUCAUGAACCUACUUCUGGCCCUGCUCCUGGACAUCAUGACGGUGGCGGGCAUGCAGAAGCUCAUCAAGCGGCGCGGCCCGUUUGAGACGAGCCCCAGCCCCCUGGACUACCUCACCAUGGAUAUCUACGCCUUCCCCGCUGGACACGCCAGCCGCGCGGCCAUGGUGUCCAAGUUCUUCCUCAGCCACCUGGUGCUGGCGGUGCCCCUGCGCGUCUUGCUGGUGCUCUGGGCCCUCUGUGUGGGCCUGUCUCGGGUCAUGAUCGGCCGCCACCACAUCACCGAUGUCCUCUCCGGCUUCAUCAUCGGCUACUUCCAGUUCCGCCUGGUUGAACUGGUCUGGAUGUCCUCCAACACCUGCCAGAUGCUCAUCUCCGCCUGGUGAGCCGUUCAUCUGCGGCUCCGGGGCCGGGGGUGGCCCGAGGGGCAGCAGGAGGACAUAGGGCUGGCAGGGGCGGGGGGACCAGGCAGCCCCAGCCCAUCUCCCCAAUCUUGGUUGGAGGCUGGUGACCUCAGGUGGGCCCACCAGUGACCGGCACGUCCCUCCCAUCAUGCUGGGUGCCUCCUGCUCCUUCAAUCAGACUCCGAGUCAGUCCCUCUGUAGACAGGCUGGGGCCCAGCCGUGGGGAUAGGCCUGCUCCGCUUCUGCUCUGGAGGUACCAGGUGAGAACCAGGAUGGCGGGAGAGGGGCCGAGUCUCAUCUUGUCCUUUCACCAUCGUGACUGUUGAGUUCCUGGCUGUGCCCACCUGACCAGCGAAAUGCCCACAACCCACCACCCAACACAGGUGCCAUUGCCAUUAACGGUCAUCGAUAGCUUAGGGCAACGCUUUCCAGAGGGUACCCCACCGGACACCAGCCUACAAGACACUUUGGGGAGAGAAAUGGUCUUGUAGUCAAAUAACUUUGGGAAAUGCUACACACUCUGUUGGACAUUCACGAGGGCUGGGAUUGUCGUAAAGGCAAAGUCCUGUAGAAGAGCUUCCAUGGAAUCUUGUUUAAUCCAUGUUUCCUAAACGUAUUUGACUACAGAACCCUUUUCUCAAGGAAAAGCUAUUAACCGCCCCCCAGGGAACCGCAUUUCCCCAGGCGCAUUUUGGGAGAUGCUGCCCGGAGCGGAAGGGCUUGAGGCGUGAGCUGCCCUCUCCCAGCGCUGGGCCCCAGCGCCCGGGGAGACCAGGUGUCUGCGCCACCGCCUGUGGCAAGCCCAGGGCCCACGGGCGUCGGUGCCGCUUUGGCCCCCAGGGGCCGGACUCCGUGUGACCUAAUAGGUCGUUUCCAAGUCAGCCGUUCCGGACGUGCACUUCACGUGACAAUACAGAUGACGUGCAAAUA